Drosophila melanogaster (fruit fly) is the source of this 649-nucleotide messenger RNA. RefSeq lists its product as uncharacterized. NCBI's taxonomy places the organism in Eukaryota, Metazoa, Arthropoda, Insecta, Diptera, Drosophilidae. The transcript has 2 exons. The coding region runs from base 77 to 373 and encodes 98 amino acids. The record is from RefSeq and is marked reviewed.
AACUUGGUAUAUCGAUAGUUGUCGCCUUAUUUUCCAAAUCCAUUCCCAAAUUGUUAUUAUUGAAAUAAUUUUAAAAAUGAUCGGUAGACUUUCUUUUUGGAACAAGGACAACGUUUCCAACGAGGUGGACUGCUUGGCCUGCCGUCUGGUCAGUGGCCUUGGACUCCUGGGAAUUGGUGCCUUCCUAUUGGCACAGUCGAAAAAAAGACAAGCGAAACCUCUGGAGAAUUUCACUAUGAAAGGCUUGGCUGCAGCCGUUGGAGUUCUGGGCGUGGCCCGCCUGGCAGACGCGAAUUUCCUGAAGGCAACCGCCGAGAAGCCAAAAGAACAGGAAAAUACUAGCACUGAUCAUCAGUUCUUUUCUAGACGUUAAUUCAAUGACGUUUUAAUUAUAAUCGUAGAGUCACUUAAUAUAUAAAGGUUAAUGUUUUCUUUUGUACGACCAUGUGGCAUUACAAUAAUAUAGCUGUAACCUUGUUUUUAGAAUUUUUUCUAUUUAAAAUCGUUGAAAACAAAACCUUGUUUGCUUUAAUGAAUUUAUGAUUUAUUUUAAAUAAAUUAAUUACAUAGGCAUACACAAUAUUGCAUCUUUUGAAAGAGGAUCAUAAAUAAACAUAUGUUUGUAUUAAUAAUAAUAUUAUAAAAUAUC